CUCAGUGGUUGACGACGGGGCCUGAAGCUGUGUGACAACAACGGCUUUUGGACUGUCAUAUGUUGGCUUUCAAAACAUAAUUUGACCUUGUUUGGAUUCAUAUGUAAGACAGGUCAGACAAAUGAAGUGACAAGCAGGAUAUGUCCUCGUUCCAGGUGGUGGGCUCUUCACCCACCAGUGGCAUUGGUGUCAUGGAAACAUCAAACUUUGCUCAUGUUAUCUUCCAGAACGUUAGGAAGAGCUUCCUGCCCCAGGAGGCACUGGAGUGUCGCUACACCCUCACCUCCUACAUCACCCCCAACCCCAAAGACUGGGUGGGCAUCUUUAAGGUGGGUUGGAACACAGCGAGGGAUUACUACACCUUCCUGUGGUCUCCUAUGCCGGAAAACGACCAACCUGGAAGCACCGGACACAGGGCUGUGGUGUUCCAAGGUACACUCACACACACACUGUACACUUACCCUCACACACACACACACACUGUACACACACUGGGGUGGCAGGUAGCCUCCUCUCCUUUCCUCUUCUCUCCCUUCCCCUCCCUUUCUUUCCUCUCUUCCCCCCUCACCUCCCCCUUCCUCUCUUCCCCUUUCCUCUCUUCCCCUCUCCCCUCCUGUGGUGAGCAGCAGCGUGUAGAGGAGGCGCAGCAGGAGCGCAGGGAGCUGUUGAAGAGAUUACAUCACCUUCAGAAGGAGAAACAGCAGCUGCAGGAGGAGCACAGGAGGCUGCACAGAGAGAGGGAGCAGGAGAGGGAGACCUGCUACCUUCUACACACGCACAACCAGGAGCUGCUGCGCUCCUCCCAGGGCCUGUCAGAGGAGAGGGAGGAGGUGAGGAGGAGACUGCAGGAGGCCACAGACCGGGUCAGACAGCUGGAGGAGGACCUACUGGGAGUCACACAGAGAGGACUGCAGAAAGAGACCGAACUGGACUGUCUGAGAGACAGGUUGAAGAAGCUGACAGCAGAAAGAGACAGUCUGGAGACUCAACUGAAGAACGACAAGGACGAGAGGGACCUCUACAAGGGCCACCUGCGCAGCACGGAGCUGGAGAACACUAAGCUGAGUGCAGAGCUGCAGAUGCUGAAGGCUGUGGAGCUCAACAGAGAGGUGACCAUCACUCAGUUCCAGGAAGAACUGGACAGGCUCCGAGCCUGCGUCACUCAGAAGGACCGCGUGGAGAAAGAGCUGCACACACACGCUGUCGACAAGGCUGAGAUGGGUUGUCUGAGGGAGCAGCUUCGCCAGUGUGAGGAGCAGCUCCAGGCGUCUCGCCAGCAGGCCGCCAUGUUGGCGUCGGAACUCCGUGACUCAGCGAAUGCCCGCGAUCGUACCAUGACCGAGCUGUACCGUGCCCGCCUAGAGGCCGACGCCCUCCGUGCCAGCCUGGCCGAUGCCCAGGCCGAAUGCCGGAGGAUGGAGACGCAGCUGGACCACAUGAGGACCACCUCCCAGCAGGAAGUGGGUGUGGGGACCUCCAGUGAGGGGGGAUGUGUGGUGUCUGAGGCGGAGGCUGAGCUACAGAGAGAAGUGGAGGAGCUGAAGCUGCGUCUCCACAUGGCCGCUGAGCACUACAAGGAGAAGUACAGGGAGUGUCAGCGGCUCCGUAGGCAGGUGGCCAAGAUCAGCGAGGCCCAGGGGGAGGUCAAGAGAAACGCUGCCACUGAGACGACACAGGAGCCACUGACACCCAGUCCAGAGUCACCUACAGCAGGCAAUCUGUCUGCAACUGUGCUGAGAGGAGACAGUGAGAGGCCGGUAGUCCCUAACCGGCGUGACAAAAACAAGGAACACACACACACUUACGCACAGACCAACACACACACCAACACAUUCUCCGGCAUGGAGACCAUGAGAGCUGGGGAGAAAGAGUGGAAGGGGCGGAAUAGGGAAGAGAUGGAAAGAGAAGUGAGUGGAGAGAUGGAAGGGAAAGAAGAUGGGAGUGUGGAAGAGGAGAGGAAGGAGGACAGGAGUGGAGGAGAGGAGAGGAAGGAGGACAGGAAGGAGAGCAUGAAGAUGGAGAGUUGGGUGGAGGUGGAGAAGGAGAGGAAGAGUGCUGAAGAGAUGGAUGAGAGGAGUGUGGAGGAUGAGGGGAAGACUGCGGAGGAGGUAGAGAAAGAACAGACUCGUUCGGUGGAGGAAGAGCUGGCGAGGAUGGAGGAGAAGUGGGCAGAGCAGUGUGCUAUCAACGAGACGCUUAAGCAGAGACUGGCCAAUGAGGAGGAGCGAUUCAGGAUCCAGAUGGUAGAGAGGGCCUUGCAGGUGACAGAGCUGAAGGAGAGUCUGGCUCAGGCCCUCAGAGAGAAGAAUCAACUCAAGGAGGAGCUGCAGCAGUGUCCGGGCCGACAGAGGGAGCAGGAGGCUGAUGGUCAGGUGUCAGAGGUCAAACAGCCUGUGUUGCUACGCUACCCACUCCUCUACCCCCAGGACCCCUCCCCACCCCCCCUGGUACCCCAGAGACCUGCAGAGCUGCAGUACGGGAACCCCUACUCCACCGACAACACUCGAGACGGGGCAGACGGCGCCCUGUCCCCAGAGCAGAUGCUCCGCCCCCCUCCUGAGGCCCCUGGUGCAUGUGCCCCUCCGGCCACCUCCCCGACCCCGUGUGCAGACUGGGAGAGAGAUGUGGUCUGCAUCCAGCCCUCCUCCUCACGAAGCAUGAGCCCCCCUGACGGACUGGAACACUCCCCCGAGGAGCCACGCAAUGUCGGUGAUGGGGAGCAGCCUGCCUGCAAUCAUCAGACCAGCAGCGGACUUACCGCCAACAGGGGCAGCUUCUGUUUCGACCCCAGUGGUGAAGUCCACAAGCGCUGUCCGUUGUGCGAGGUGAUCUUCCCGCCCCACUUUGAGCAGCACGUGGAGAGCCACUGGAAGGUGUGUCCCGUGUGCUCUGAGCAGUUCCCCCUCCACUGCCAUCAGCAGCUCUUCCAGAAGCACAUGCUCACACACUUUGACGGCCAUGUGCUAAACUUCGCCAACAUGGAGUAGCAGGGCAGAUGGGGGAGUGUGUGUGAAAGGGAAGGUUUGGAUUAAGGGAGGUAAAGAAGAAUAAAGGAACCUUUACUCAAAUGGGGGUCGAGAUGAUUUCAUUCAAGAAGGGAGAUUCCAAAUCAAGAUGAGAGAAAUCAUUGGGGGUAAAUUGAAAUGGAAUUAACUCCAGCCUUGGCCUCACACACUUCCACGAGAACAUGCUACAUUUAAAAACAUCAAGGAGUGUGUGUAUGACUUUCUACAAGGGGGAGUUUGUCAGUUUAGGGAAAUUACAACAACAACAAAAUGUUUUGCGUGAGGUUUCGUCCCAUGUUGAUGAUAUCAUCACUGGAUGUGUUUAGUAUCUGUAGGAUUCAUCUGCGUUAAUCAGCCAGUCAAUAGUACCUACUUUACAAGACUAAAUUUUCAGUUUCUACUCCCAGUGACUCUGUAGCCACAUGUAGAAACAGGUGACAUCCAGGGAUGUGAGGGAGAGUAGGAGCACGUUGCCCCUAGACACUAAUGGUCAGUUUUCCCCUCUAAUGGUUAAGGUUAGGAUUUGGUUUACCUGAACCUAGAUCUGUGGAAACUUCUGCUGUGGAGAGGGAGGGGGGGGGGUUAGGAUCUUGGGAGGAGAUAUGUGGUCUUGAAGCACCUCCAGCCCAAUGUAAUGUAAAGUAUGAGUCAAACUCUUUGUCAGCAAAAGACAUCAGACGGUUAAAAAAUAAUUAGUACUAUUGUUUGAAUUUGACUGCACUAAAAAUACUUUAUUAUUCUGAAUGUAUAUAUGUGUGUAUAACUGGGUGGUUCAAGCCCUGAAUGCUGAUUGGCUGACAGCUGUGCUAUAUUAGACCGUAUAACAAAACAUCUAUUUUUACUGCUCUAAUUGCGUUGAUAACCAGUUUAUAAUAGCAAUAAGGCACCUCAGGGGAUUGUGAUGUAUGACCAAUAUACCACGGCUAAGGGCUGUGUCCAGGCACUCCACGUUGCGUAUAAAUAACUGCCCUUAGUCGUGGUAUAUUGGCCAUGUACCACACCCCCUCGGGCCUUAUUGCUGAAAUAAAAAUAUAUAUAUGAGAAGUAGAACUAUUUCAAUUGCUGUUGUGACAAUGUACUCCCACGUGUUUUAGUCAUGACAGAUUGAUGUUUUACUUCCUGGUCUCCAUUCAUUGGAUAGGCUGACAUUCCGCUUCGGUUGAUUGGAGGGAAGGUAACUGGAAAUAUGAACGCUAUAGAAAACUACUGUACUCUUGGCUAUGGACUCUUUCACCGUGUUAAGAUUCUAACGAUUGCCAUCUUUACCUCCUUUGUUUGGGUCAAAGUAAGUUUCUUGUGCGCGUGUCUCUGAUUCCUGUCAUCUACUGUCAGUCUGAGAUUUUACUGUUCUUUCAAUGUGACCACAGUGCUGUACUUUUGGCUUCAAAAGUUGCACACGUGUGUCUGUCAUGUCCAAAUGCGGCCCUUUGAAAGUGUGUGUGUGUAGGUUUGUAUGUGAGCAUUAAAAAUAAAGUACGCUUGUCAAAUGG
Messenger RNA from Oncorhynchus nerka (sockeye salmon), 4495 nucleotides. RefSeq names its product tax1-binding protein 1 homolog A-like. The transcript is spliced from 17 exons. The record is from RefSeq and is a predicted model, not a curated record. The coding region runs from base 141 to 2987 and encodes 948 amino acids. NCBI's taxonomy places the organism in Eukaryota, Metazoa, Chordata, Actinopteri, Salmoniformes, Salmonidae.